GUGCCCCAUGGGGCUCGUUGGGACUGAGUUCCAGGUGGUGUUCGAUCUCCCACCAGGGCUUUAUCAGACGGGCGCAUGGACGGCAAUGCAUCUAAGGUUUGUUGCAGUAGUUGAGUUGUGGUGGAUGGCCAUCGAAGGUGCUGGCUCAAUGUAUUGUAUUCGAGCAUGAAUGAACGGAUGAACAAGUGAAGUACUCCCGAAAAUACUUGUCAUCAAAAUGAAUAAAAGGGGAUGUAUCUAGAUGUAUUUUAGUUCUAGAUACAUCUUUUUUUGUCCAUUUUGAUGACAAGUAUUUUCGGACGGAGGGAGUACGUAGUUAUCAUUGACACACAAGUGAGAAUGUAGCCGGUUCUUGGGUCGAGCUAUUUUAUGUGCACAAGCUGUAUCCAUUUUGCAAGUAGUGUGGCAGGCAGAGAGCUUUCAUACAGAUUUACAGUUAGUGAGCUUAGCUGGUGAUCUGACAUUAAUUGCACGCAGUGAUUAAAAUCUGCAUAUGGAUGACGAGUGGUGGUUUACUGAUGUCAGAUACCUUUUAACUGUUACGCUUCUAUGUGACCCUUUUGCUGCUUUAGAUGACUGUCUUGCAGUGUGGCAGGCAGUAGCCGUAUGAAAACUCUGGUUAGACAUAGGAUCACAAGGACUAGGUCUGGAAUCAUGUAAAAUUGGCGUACAGUGAUUUUGUUUUGUUUUGAGGAAUGCCUAACAUAAUUGAUGUCUUGUUUGAUAACAUAUGCUACUGAAGUUCUAUGAUUGUAGGCCCUGUGCACUAGCAGAUAAACCAGGUAUGGUCGUAAUAAAUGACAUCUUAGAUUUAGUGCCAGAUACAUGCCAUAUUUUUAUGUCGAAACGAUAGUAGCUAACAACUUCUGAUAGUACCACCACUCGUUGUAGAGCAUGCUGCCAAAAAAGCGGGAAAUCAAAAGUUGACCUGUUACAUUUACUAUUUGGAGUUUGAGGGGAAAGACUGUUAUUUCAGCUGCACCAUUGACAUUCCUAGUUUUGCACUUUGACCUGUACAAAAAUUGUAAGGACUCAACUUACCCAUUUUCAUGGUUUGAAGUCUUACAUGUUUCAAAGCCAUAGACAUGCGCAUCUAUCUAGUGAACUUAAUAGGUAGGGAGUUAUUAAUCUUUAAUGCUAAAAAACAAAUCAGGACAAGAAGCUGCUGUUCCAUGUCUCCAUAACUCCAGACAAGAAGUUGAAGAUGUUAUGUAACGGGCUUAACGGCUGCUCUAGAUUUGAGUAUACAACAUCAAUGCCUGUAAUGCCGUUUGUAAUUUGCAGUAUGUUGUGACCAGGUUUCCUUUUUUAGUUUUUUGCCAUUUAUUCCAUCUUUUCUUGGGUUAUUACUAAGCCUCUUUUCUGCUGGAAGCUAUUAAUACUUGAAUUGUACCAAAUUUGUCUGAUUUGCCAUGCAUUGAUAUCCCUUUACCUUGUUACUUAGCAAUCCAUAAGAUCUUUCAAAAUUAUUGCCUAAUUAAUUAUAACCAUGGAAUCUUGCGCAUACUCAAUAUUGGGUUUUGUAUUUUGGCUGUUUCGCUUCAAGAUUUAGCACCUUCUAUUUCUGCAAAUGCAGCCAAGCAUGACUAUAAUUAUAAAGCCCUUUGCUGCUAUUCUUUUACAACUCACUCUCUAUGUAAUUGUAGGAAACAUUGCGUUUAUGCAGCAAAUUCACUCACUUGUUAUUGAACAUUCUACCAUUUAUAUCCCUAUAAAGAUGUCAACUUGUGGUGGCGGUCUGGCCACCUUUGGGCUAUGCCACCUAAUGGAUCUGGCAGAAGCAGAUAUAGUUCGUCGGAUCUGUCCCAGAUUUGUUUAAAUCUGUAGCAAUAUGGGCAUUGUGCUAGUGACGUUCCCAAUGUGGUUCUUUAUAGUUCCGUUCUUAGGUUAGGAAGCAACUCAAACAUGAUCUUGCGCUGGUAAUUUUUUUUGCAGAUAGUAUAUUCCUUCUAUGCUUUCUGUACCAGUGCCCCACUACUUUCGUACAAUAUUCUCCAGCUUCUGUGUUUUAUUAAUGCAUAUGCAUACAUAGAUGUGGUCUUUUGGUUCAAUUCAGUACCGCUUUUUGGUGGAUGGUGUCUGGAGAUGUGAUGACACAAAACCUGUUGUACGUGAUGAAUAUGGCCUGAUCAGCAAUGAAAUGCUUGUCACACUUGUGGAGAAUAAUACACACCCGGCUGUACAGCUAGAGCAAUCACCCGUUAGAAGAAUGAAUUUGGAUGAGGGUACUAUCUUGACAACAAUGCCACCAGAACCACCAUCUCGAAACUCGGGCAUGCAGAUUGCAGUUUUCCGCCAUCGGGUCUCUGAAAUACUAUUACAUAAUACCAUAUAUGAUGUUGUUCCUGUUUCUAGCAAGAUAGCAAUUUUGGAUGCUCGGCUUCCUGUCAAACAAGCAUUUCAUAUUAUGCAUGAUGAGGGCCUUGCUUUGGUUCCUCUUUGGGAUGAUGGCCAAGGAACCGUAACAGGCAUGCUAACUGCUUCUGAUUUUGUAUUAAUUUUGAGAAAGUUGCAGAGGAACAUUCGAGUUCUGGGCCAUGAAGAGCUUGAAAUGCAUUCAGUUUCUGCUUGGAAAGAAGCAAAACUGCAGUAUUAUGGAGGGGCUGAUGUCGCAGGCAUGCAAAGAAGGCCAUUAGUUCAUGUUAAGGAUUCGGAUAAUUUAAGGGAUGUGGCACUGACUAUAAUACAAAAUGAAAUAUCUUCAGUCCCUAUCUUUAAGUCCUCAACGGAUAUAUCAGGGAUACCGUUACUUAAUCUUGCAACUCUUCCAGGGAUUUUGAAAUUUCUUUGCUCAAAGCUCCAAGAACAACCAGAAGGUUAUCCCAUUUUGCGAAAUCAGAUUUCCAGUAUUCCUAUUGGUACAUGGUCGCAGCAUACUGGAAGGGCAAGUACUAGACAGCUUAGAACAUCGGGGCUGAGUGCUCCUCUAAUUACUUGCCUGGAUUUUCUUCUGGAAGAUAGAAUAAGCUCAAUUCCUAUAGUUGCUGAUAAUGGAUCCCUUGUUGAUGUCUACUCACUCAGUGAUAUCAUGGCUCUGGCGAAGAAUGAUGUUUACGCUUGCAUUGAACUUGAGCAAUUGACCGUGGAGAAUGCUUUGGAGCUGCAAUAUCAGGUGAAUGGGCGGAGACAGUGUCAUACCUGUUUGAGCACGAGUACGUUGCUCGAGGUGUUGGAUCAAUUGUCUGUUCCAGGGGUGCGGCGGCUUGUCGUUAUUGAACCGAUGACUAGAUUUGUGCAAGGAAUUAUCUCAUUGAGAGACGCAAUAACAUUUCUCCUUGGAUAACAUUUGUGUAGCCAUUUCAUACAUGAAAGCCUGUUGUAUUUGAUUGGGACAAAAUAAAAAUGUUGUUUUGGCAGAUGCAGGAGUUGUUCAUAUCUUC
Messenger RNA from Triticum dicoccoides, 3380 nucleotides. Its product is annotated as sucrose nonfermenting 4-like protein. Bases 2033 to 3283 code for a protein of 416 amino acids. The record is from RefSeq and is a predicted model, not a curated record. The transcript is spliced from 12 exons. NCBI's taxonomy places the organism in Eukaryota, Viridiplantae, Streptophyta, Magnoliopsida, Poales, Poaceae.